Symphalangus syndactylus (siamang) is the source of this 1130-nucleotide messenger RNA. It is a transcript of the gene H1-1, whose product is annotated as H1.1 linker histone, cluster member. Gene Ontology annotation, cellular component: nucleosome. Gene Ontology annotation, molecular function: structural constituent of chromatin; DNA binding. The record is from RefSeq and is a predicted model, not a curated record. NCBI's taxonomy places the organism in Eukaryota, Metazoa, Chordata, Mammalia, Primates, Hylobatidae. Gene Ontology annotation, biological process: nucleosome assembly.
AUCCUGCUUCGUCAGGUUUAUACCAGUUUACUUGGUGUGCUGUGUUAGUCACCAUGUCCGAAACAACGCCUCCCGCUCCCGCCGCUUCUGCUGCUCCCGAGAAACCUUUAGCUGGCAAGAAGGCAAAGAAACCUGCUAAGGCUGCAGCAGCCUCCAAGAAAAAAGCCGCUGGCCCUUCCGUGUCAGAGCUGAUCGUGCAGGCUGCUUCUUCCUCUAAGGAGCGUGGUGGUGUGUCGUUGGCUGCUCUUAAAAAGGCGCUGGCGGCCGCAGGCUACGACGUGGAGAAGAACAACAGCCGUAUUAAGCUGGGCAUUAAGAGCCUGGUAAGCAAGGGAACGUUGGUGCAGACGAAGGGCACCGGAGCCUCGGGUUCCUUCAAGCUCAGCAAGAAGGCGUCCUCCGUGGAAACCAAGCCCGGCGCCUCAAAGGUGGCUGCAAAAACCAAGACAACGGGUGCAUCUAAAAAGCCCAAAAGGGCCACGGGGGCUAGCAAAAAGAGCGUCAAGACUCCGAAAAAGGCUAAAAAGCCUGCGGCAACAAGGAAAUCUUCCAAAAAACCCAAAACUGUAAAGCCCAAGAAAGUAGCCAAAAGCCCUGCUAAAGCUAAGGCUGUAAAACCCAAGGCGGCCAAGGCUAAGGUGACGAAGCCAAAGACUGCCAAACCCAAGAAAGCGGCACCCAAGAAAAAGUAAAUUUGGUUGGAAGCUUCUUCUAGUUAACCCAACGGCUCUUUUAAGAGCCACCUAAGCAUUUCAGGCAAAGAGCUGUAGUACACAGAUGAAAUCCCCCAAGCAGAUGCAACACGCCCUCAAUUAUAUUAGAAUCACUGAGAGUCAAUAGGAACUUUUAACAUAGCCUCGUCUGGUAAGAAUUUACUACUGGACCUAUCAAAGAUAGCUAGGUGAAUCCAAAUGCACCGAGUUAAGAAAAUAGUUUUAAAAUAAUCUGGGUUUUGUUUUUCUUUUUUUGUGGAAGUAGCCCAAAGUCCCGCGUCUCACGACCCCAAGCUAAUUAGUCAUAACCGUAUUGAACCAAGGUUGAAGCCCAGUCCCAGGUUUGAGGCUUUUUAUUAUACAAGGUUAAAGUGGGGAUAUUGCGUUUUGGGGUCAAUAUUGCUAAAGUAGCCUUUU